AUGUCAGUCCUGAUGAAAGAACACGGGAUCACCAAAACUUCCCAACCUAAAAUAGCACUUGCUGGAAAAAAACCGCCUGGAAUCCUUCCGCGAGAGGUUCGAGUUGCGAUAGAAAGCAUGAAAAGAGGAGCAGCUCCAGGACCCGAUAAUAUUAACGCCGGCUUCCUUAGACUGGAAGCCACAGUUUACAUGUACUUCUCGUAA
Angiostrongylus costaricensis is the source of this 204-nucleotide messenger RNA. Lineage: Eukaryota; Metazoa; Nematoda; Chromadorea; Rhabditida; Metastrongylidae. The record is from the annotation of a GenBank genome assembly.